This is a messenger RNA of Cutaneotrichosporon oleaginosum, 906 nucleotides long. RefSeq lists its product as uncharacterized. Lineage: Eukaryota; Fungi; Basidiomycota; Tremellomycetes; Trichosporonales; Trichosporonaceae. The record is from RefSeq and is a predicted model, not a curated record.
AUGUCUACCGGCCAGUUUACCCCUCUCUCGCCCUCGGCGGUGCCCUUCGUACCGAAGGACACUCCCCAGACCACUGCCCAGCACCUUCCCGAGGUGGCUAGUAAGCCUCUUUCCUUCUUCGCUACUCCGUUUAUUCCUGGGCCCUCCUGCAUGCCGACGCCCCCCGACACUCCAACCGACUCCCACCACCUCCUGACACCGGAGCUUGAGUACGCCAUCUCGGCCCCUAUUGACCUUGUGAAGGACUGGCUUCAGUCCGCCAGUGGUCCUGCUCCCGGUUUCUCUAACCGCUUCCCCCCCACAAGCGCUCAAAUGUCGCCCAUCCCGGGUGACUUCAUUCAUGGUAUUUACGACUCGAACUACAAAAUCGACUAUUUCGGGUUCCCUGAGCGCUCCAUUCAUGAGCUAGGGUGUGACAAUGCUUCCCAGAGCGCCAAGGGUGACCAGGAGGUUCGCGACGGCCAGGACAAGCACGACCACGGGGACGCAGAGAUGCUUGCGACUGCCCGCGCUGUAGCCAAUGCGCGCGCCCAACACGCCGAGGUUCGUACCGCUGAGGCCCUGGCGAACUGUCAGAGGCUGGAGAAGGAGCUGGCGCAUGCCCGCAAGCAUCACGAGGAGAUCACGAAGAACACCGCUGCGCGCGAGCAGGCUGCGCUCGAGCAGGCUACGACGGCCGUCCAGGAGGCCACACUGCGGCAGCAUCGUGCCCUCGACACGGCCUGGACCUGGUACAACGCCUACCACCACCAGAAGACGAGCCGUGACGUCGCCGAAAGCGACGCUUGGAACGCACAGGUGGCGCUCGCCAAGGAAAGCAUUCUUCGUCGCGAGGCCGAGGAGCGCGAGGCCGCUCUCCUCGCCCGUCUCCGUGAUCUCAGCGCCACCGGAUCGAACCGCCGCUGA